Molecule: messenger RNA, 3433 nt
Organism: Tachysurus fulvidraco (yellow catfish)
Lineage: Eukaryota; Metazoa; Chordata; Actinopteri; Siluriformes; Bagridae
Product: proline-rich protein 7
Exons: 3
Coding region: 1010-1762 (250 amino acids)
Source: RefSeq, a predicted model, not a curated record
GAAUGAAUAAAAACAUUCAGAGCUAAAUCACAUUUCUGCUAAAGUAAAAAGUGAUGACAGCUUUAACUGCAUUCAGGCAGAAACUCCAAACCCAUUAAACAAACAGUGACGUAGUCAGACAGAGGUGGUGAACUACGCAGCCUGUGGCAGCCAGACGUAAUUAGACUGUAUGAUAUUCGGACAGAAAAGGCUCUGAGAAGAAUCUGAGACGUGAUCGUAGCUUUUUAAGAGUCUGUGCAGUGAUUCAGAGCCAGUGAUGAGAGAGUGCUAAACAAAGCAAUGCAUUGAUAUAAUCUCUCUCCUCAAGGUCAGCAAAGAGGGGAAUUUAAAAUGCCAUAAGAUAAGACUACAGUCAUGCUGGAAACACGACGAGACGGCGAACGUGUGCAGGAGAGACGCUCGCAUGAGUGAGGUUAAUAACAGGCAGUAAUGACAUAUCGGUUUGUAGGAGGGAAACACAAGAAUCAGCAUGAUUAGAGGUAUUGUUAAAAGUCAACGAGGCAUCAUGCUGACAGUUACUAUUACGCUUCAGCUCUCCGGUUAUAAAAUGCUAAAUGAGAACUCACUCCUUUCAUUCUGCUCCUGACCCGCCAUCCUCCAGAGAGCUGAAAUGUCCUGAUCUUCCUGACCAACGAUCCAAGGUUGGGAAUCAACUCCGUCAAGCUCUAAAGAAACGUCCGUGGUGGAAAUUACUCCGAAAAGCCUUCUUACUUUUUGGAUGAGAUUUGGAUUCUUUGCAGCUUUCUAUCUUCACACCUUGUUGAUUUUUUUCAGUUUAAUGAAAUCCUCUUCAUGGGAUAAUAUGUUCUGGGUUGGACUGCGUUUAACCCGAAGAAAAUGCGCUUAACUGACUGUCAGGUCUGUUUGAUUUGAGUAUUUGAAGAUAAACAUGAUUUUAAGGCGUGCUGCUGUUUUUUCAAGACUUGCGAAUUGAAGAUUUUGUCAGAACAACAAGCCUGACUUUUGGUUUUUCUGACCUGAGGCUUGUGCUGUUAUUGAGGAUACAAUCAUGGUGAUGUCACAGGGUACCUACACUUUCCUGGCAUGUUUUGCUGGAUUCUGGCUAAUAUGGGCCCUUGUCGUGAUGGUUUGCUGCUUCUGCAGCUUUGUGCAGCGUAAACUGAAGCGCCGGCGUGAUGAGAGGUUGAGGGAGCAGUGUCUGAGGGCCUUGGAGAUGGAGCCUUUGGAGUGUACAGGAGCGACGUACUCUCUGAGAGAACCACCUCAGUUCUGUCCACUGCCUCAAUUGAUGUCUCCACAGCUGCCAGUCGCUCAUACAAUUCCUCAAGGGAGCUGGACACCACCACCAGCUCCCGUCCACACCGUGGAUAACGACGCCUGUGGAAAGCCGCCUUGCUACGAGGAGGCUGUCCUGAUGGAGGAUCCUCCCCCCCCUUACAGCGAGGUCCUUGCCGAUCCCAGGGGUGGAACGUACACCAAACCGAAACUGAGAUCCUCCAGGGAGCAUCAGGAAUCAGAGACCAGAAAGAUGGUGCCCGUGACGGUGUUUUCCGAGCGUGGCUACUCGUCACUGAUCCGCUUGCCCUCAGCCAGGCGCUGGGACUCUCUGGACCACCUGCUCUCCAAUGUAGACCUUAACCACUCCAGCAUGGCGUUGGAGCCGCACGCCUCGGCGAUGGCCACGAUGCCCCGUGACGGCCGCAUUCACAUGGACUUAGGCCUACGCAGCCUACGACCGCUGGACCACAGCUACGGCCUGCCCACUGCUUUCCCUCUGCUGGGACGAAGCACGGCCGUGUGAAAAAUUAAGUGGACCACUGUGUGACUUUCAGAGGAAAAGCGUCAGGACUUUCUCCAAAAAACUCAAAAGACUCUCAGUUGCUUCAUUUCAAGAGGAAGAAUAUGUAUGACAGAUGUAUUUCUCCAGCUCUUUCAUUCUUUCUUUCGCUGUGUGGCGUCUCUGCCUGAUGCAGAGCCUUAGCUAUUAUGUGAGCAUUGUUGCCAUGGUUCCUGGGCCUCUCUUCUUCCUCUUUUUUUUCUUCUCAACAGCCUUGGACCGAUGUAACAUGAGCAGGAUUUGAAAUUCUGUUUUGUAAAGUAGAUACAGCACAAGGCCACAACAUAGCAAAACAUUCACGCUCUGUACCGUAUCAUAUCAACGCCCGGGAGUCGGACCGCGUUAGAACCGAGGCUUAAACGAACAGACGCUCGAAUCCGUGUAAACAUUUUUAAUGUUUUCUAAGAAGAUCCAUCACUCCUUCUGGCUUUUGUUAACAGAUCGCAUCUUUAUCUGGAAUUUUGAAGUUAACAUUGCAUACUAUACUGUUUAAUAAAGGAGGUUUCUUUUCCUCUUUAUGUCAUCGAAGGGGUGGUUUUGUAAAAAAAAAAAAGCUAAAUAAUAAUUAUAAUAUUAAUAACAAUCAUAAUCAUAAGCAACUGUCGUGGUGCAGUCUGUCUCUCAGACGAGGUUCAACAUGCUGCUGAAGUGUACAAAAUGUACUGUAUAAACUGUGAAAAAUGACCUUAUUGCUCUAACAAGGUAAUGAACCGAUGAAAUACAGAAAGUUUUUUUUUUUUUUUUGAGGAUCGAAUAUAUGAUGUUUAGAAUAAUGACGCGCUCUAAAAGAAGCGAUAAACAUCUGCUGUUUUCAUUUGCUUGGAUCGUCUCUUGCAGCUUUUAAUUCGUUAGCACAUGCGGGUAAAAUGAGAGACAACCAUCGAUUUUUUUGUGUUUAAAAACUUUUAUACUGACGCAUUUUUCAUGUCCCGGUUUGUUUCUCAGACUGAACACAUGGUUACACCGAAACCUCACUUAAAGAAUGUGAAUUAAAAUUCAGAAGCAUGUAUUUUCUCACCUUGUAUUUCUUUCUGAAAUUAAGCGCUUCUUCUUUACUUCCUGUAGCAGUAUUCGUUCGAAUGUGUUUGUCUAUCACUUCUGAUUGGAUAAACAGUUGUGUUUUUUUAAUGGAGCUUUUCCACCAAGAGUGCUGAAUGCUGCAUCGUGUAAAAGCCAUGAUUUCAUUUUGACGGCAUCGUUGUCUCUUAUAGUCCUUUGUAAUUCCGUCUUGUGGCCCUCGCUCAGCUUUCGCUUGGCUCUCGUUCACCCUAAUGGCCGUCUUUGUUAACGUCUCAGAAUCCGGUCCAUUCUUCCAAAUUUAAUAGAUGUUUGAUUAGAAUUCAUUAAGGGGUGAGAUGAGAAACACUUUAUUUAUUUAGUUAUUAUUAAAAUGCUGCAUUCAGUGAUGUCUAUGGGUUUGUAGGAACUAUUUAUUUAGACCCUGAAUGUUACCACCUGUGACCAAACUGCUAGAAAACACAGCACAUUCUCUUUUCCACCUUUAGUGUAUUUUCUACCAGACAGGAACCUUUAACCUUUUCAACAAUUAUUAGAUUCCACAGAUUAGAAAUCUUUCACUAAAUGUGAUCUAAAACCUCACUGAAAUUGUUCAAGUGAAAACCUAAUUAUAAACCU